GAGUGAAAACACAGGUUCUUGUUGAGUGCAAAGAGAUGGCUUACCUUAUUCACCUGUUAAUCACCAUCGUUGUCUUAGGACUACAGAAUCAACAGUGCGCCGCAUUUUUAGGCAAGGUUGUGCUACCGUUUCACUACUGCCCAGACAAGUGUAAGGACAACACGACGGAGAGAGUUUCGUACUGCGUCUACAGCUGUAGUUUCAUGAAGAGAGGACAUUAUUAUGAUGGAACAGCUUGCUGGUUCUUCGCCACAGUUGGUAAAUUGUUCGGGUCCAAAGGCCGCUGCAGCAACGGCAUAUGUAGGAUCUCGUACGAGUACCUGGCUGAGUCGCCAAUGGCAAAACACUGCGGUACUGUUGACUAUGACGACAAGGGGACAUCUGGAGAUGAAGAACGGGAUGUUCUACCAACGACUUUGACAAUAUCACCACACAGAGUCAACGGGUCUGGAGAAUCCACAGCAUCAUUAUUUCACAGACGACAGACCAAUGAAGAGUCGUUAGCGACAGGGGCCACUCUGUCUCCAGCAUACCCACAUCGACCUGGUAGAAAGCAUACCUCACCGUCAGUUGUAGCGUCAGAUGCGAAGAGCGAUCUGGGCACAUCGACAGGCUCUACGCAGGUUCAUAACGGCGCCCAAGACGUUAAUUUUACUGUGUUCACAACAUCGGUGGCUACAUUGAUCAUCAAUACUACGGAGCCCACUGGUACAACGAAUCACGAAAAAACUUCAUAUGCGAAUCGGGUGUUAGAAAACAAAAUAAAUUGUGCUCCUUGCGACGAUGAAUACGACGAAGGAACGUUAAGCUCAAAAGAAAAUUUGACAGUGAACAUCAGCUUGACGAUUCGUGAUACCGCAGUGCACAUGACGGCGAAUGUAAGCGUCAAUGUUGCAGCGCCCGAUGGCAUGAUCAAAGCGUCUGUGGUAAAAAUUCCAAAGAGUGUAUAGUUGUAUAGAAAUGUAAGCGAACAUACAAAACUAAA
Molecule: messenger RNA, 985 nt
Organism: Ornithodoros turicata
Lineage: Eukaryota; Metazoa; Arthropoda; Arachnida; Ixodida; Argasidae
Exons: 4
Coding region: 36-950 (304 amino acids)
Source: RefSeq, a predicted model, not a curated record